AAAAACUAGAAGAACCAUCCCUCUGACGCCUAAAGGGUUAAAUCACACGUCACAAUCUUACAGGCUGUUAGAAAAAGAAACCUGAACUGUUCAAACUGCCUGCAACUUCCGUUGAUGCAAAGGGAACUGCAAAUUGGUAACAGACUCCUUAUUCAGAGUUCCCGAGACCCAAGAGCUUCCAGGGCUGAGAAGAGGAAUGAAAUGCAUUGAGCCUUUACAUUAAACUUAGAAAGAGCUGCCUUGAAAGAGGUAAUUCAAUUCACAGAGUGUCCGUUUACAAGCAGCUAUGGCACUUCAGAACCAAACAGAGCUAUAUUACCCAAGCCAAACCCUGAGUCCUGACAUAGACAUAGAAGAAGUGAUUUAUUCCCAGAAUGUUAUUUCACGGGUAUUACAUGGAUACAUUGGGAUCAUGGUCCCACUCGGGUUACUGUCUGGUAUCGCUAUCCUUGCAAUCAUUAUCAGGAAACAAAUUCGUCAUCAGAUUAUGGAGAAUGUGGACUUUUAUCUUUUGAGCGUGGCUGUCACAGACCUUACAAUCAUUCUGUAUUCUUUCACUGCCAUAACAAGGCCGAGUUAUAUGGAAAUAACAAACCUGGCCUGCGGGGCGGUCUCAUCUCUCUUCAACAUGAGCUACUUCACCACUCAGAAUCUCCUGCUUUUGAUGUUCCUCACGAUGAUUGCUCCAAACACUUCCACUUUGAGCUCACUUAUGACCAUGGUGAACCAGAAUCGCUUAGCAACUCUGUCUGUCACAGUUAUUUUCUCUAUUCUAUUGUCCCUCCUGGCAACAUCACUGCUGGGCACACACAAGAGCCUUCAAGCCACAACAUUCUGCCAGCUGGACCCACUCAAUGCCAAACCGGAGUAUGACCUUGUGAAGUUCACAGCUGGAUUCUGCUUACCAACUCUCUUUAUGCUUCUAUUUUUCCUGUUAUUGGUUUAUCAGUUAAGACAAGCAGAAGAUUCCACAGUAAAGGAAACCAUUCAGGCACAGAAAGUGACCAUUCUUCAUGUUGCCAUUUUGUUUGUGUGCCGCUUAUUCUACAAUAUCAUGCUGAUUAGAAGGGCAAGUCUAAAGCUGUGUGUUCUCAGCAUGUCUCCAAGAGAGGAACUGCUAUUUAAUAUUGCAGAACUGAUGGUCUUCAGUGGAAGUUCCCUAAAUCUAAUCUUCACCCUCACUUUACAUGGCCCAUGCCGAUUAGGUGUCUGGAAAGCCUUACGUUUUCUUAAAAAGCUUUGUUGUAAAUCCCAAACCUAUGAUGGGGUUGAAAUGCACAGUUCUGCAAAAUGAUAGUCUACCUGGCUUUGGAUAAGCAAGCUUAUAUAUAAGCUAUUUUAUGCCUUGCAUGACUGAAAGCUAUUAUGGUAUUUGUUUGCAGAUAUAUAUUUAUUAUAUUAAAUGUUGCCAAAUUGCGAAAAAUAGAUAAACAGGUCCUGUUAUCUAGAAUGCUUGGGACCUAGGGUUUUUCAGAAAAAGUUUAUUUCCAUUUGGAUCUUCAUACCUUAAG
This is a messenger RNA of Xenopus laevis (African clawed frog), 1511 nucleotides long. RefSeq lists its product as uncharacterized. The transcript has 2 exons. Bases 287 to 1294 code for a protein of 335 amino acids. The record is from RefSeq and is a predicted model, not a curated record. NCBI's taxonomy places the organism in Eukaryota, Metazoa, Chordata, Amphibia, Anura, Pipidae.